Molecule: messenger RNA, 873 nt
Organism: Ruditapes philippinarum (Manila clam)
Lineage: Eukaryota; Metazoa; Mollusca; Bivalvia; Venerida; Veneridae
Exons: 4
Coding region: 10-873 (287 amino acids)
Source: RefSeq, a predicted model, not a curated record
UUAGCUAAAAUGUCCUCACAUAAGGUGAGAAUCAUAACAGUUGAGCCCUCAGAUGGUACGGGAUCUUUACCCCCACUGAGGGCAGAUACAAAGAAACUUGUGGAACAACAGAUCAUGCUGACAAAUAAAAGAAGUCAAGUUUUUACUCACAAGGGGCCAGGACAGACCCGAAGUCGUUCUGUACCUGACAGAACAUUUAAAGAGGUUCGAUUUACGCAUGCACGAGAUCAAAGUUUACCGAGGCCUACAGAGGAGGCGGAAUAUCGCGACGAUUUUUCCGAUUCGAGCGACGAAGAAUUAGAAGAGGAGGAAGUCAAGCUAAGAAAUACAUCAAAGCAGGAAUUAGAACAGCUGGCAGUUGAUAUAAGUACGAGUUUGGAAUUAAAAGAGGAAAAACAUAAAGAGUCAACGGAUGUAUCAGCCGAUAAAGGGGUAGGCCUAUAUAGUACAGACACGAAAAAUAAAAACGAGGCGGUCAAUAAGCAAAAAGACGACAUUGAUAAUAAAGAUAAAGUUGGAAACGCAGAAAAGGAAACCAUUGCGACCACUACUAACGAAUCUGACCAGGGAAAUGAGAAGAAGCAGAAGAAAAAGAAGAUGAAGCUCCCAGGUUGUUUCGGUUUCAUUUCUACCUGGAUUGCCAAAAGAAAGGAGAAACGACGCGAAAAGAAAAGAAAGGCUAUAGCUAGCCGCACCCCCACACCAACGCUAGUUCAAUAUGAGCAUAGAAAAGCACGUGGCGGGGAGUCUUUUACCAUUGAAGUAGAUUGCAAACCAAUAGUCAUGAAGCCGAUAUUACCCCAAUUAAGGAAGCUGACGGGGCCUAUGGUAUACAAAUUAGACCAAAUUGCAAGUUUUAAAAAGAAAGUUUGA